CGGCAGACAUAUUCUCGAGAAAUCCGACGGCCACCGCAAGAAUCACCCGGCGUCCUGCGUGAGAGGCGGCGUCAGUACCUCGGGAGAAGCACCCGCUACCAGCCACCCUGACGCAGCUCCUCGUUCUACCCGACAAGCCCUUGAGAGUCCAGAGCCGAGAACCGGGCCGCCAAGAUGGAGCAACAACGCUCGAUGAUGAUGUCGCGCGCGAUGUCGCAGCGCUCCGUCGUCAUCCGGCCGGCAACCCAGGAGACUGGCGGAAUGAUGCAGUACCUACUGACCAUCGUCUUCCUCAUCUGCACCUUCUGGGUCGUCGUCGGCGUCCUCUACUUCAUCUACGGCAAGCGCGGAGCCGGGAAGACGACCCCUGACGACGAAAGUGGUGUCGUCGUCCCAGUCUGCCCUGGUACAGCCGACGGCGGCAAACCGAAUCUCUUGUCCGGCAAGACGAUCAUCUGCUCGGUGCGUCACGACAGCUCCAUGAACCUGUGGGUGCGCCUGCCCGAGGGCAUCUGCCACGUCUUCGUCGCCCUGGGUCUGACGCAGUCCGAUGGCAGCGUACAGGAAGGCCUAGCCCUGAGCGUGGAGCGGCUGCGAGCGGUCGACGGGGCCAAGGCGCUCGUGUCCGUCGACUACGCCGUGAUCAAGUCUAACACCGACGGGUUCGCCCGCAGCCUGAACACCUUUAUGAGCAACGUGCCCUCGCACUUCAAGCGCCACUUCGACGGCAUCGAGGUGCGCGGCAUACCGGUCGCCGACUACGUGGACGACAGCAAGAUGACCGCGCUCAACACCGCCAUCGGCGCGGUGAAGACAGCCGUCGCCAAGGUCCAGCGGGUGAUCGCCACGGUCGCCAUACCACUUUCCUGGCAGGCCCCCGGUGGGAAGCUCGCCAAGUCCGCCACUCUCACGAACGCGGAUACAACUGUCGCCCAGAUCCACUACCUGCCGGGCUCUGGCAGUUGCACCGCCCUCCCCUCCAACAGCGUCAGCCGCAUGGACGAGAUCAAGUCGGUCAUCAGUUCCUGGAACCAGCCGUGCAUAUCCAUCAUGCUGGGCGCCAUCAUCUACACUGGCGCCAGCGGCAAGGGAGCGGCGGCGCAGGGUUGCUCCCUCUACCGAUACUGCAAGGCCGAGUCCCUCAAGGCAUCCUCGGACCUGAUCGCGGACGCCAAGUCCCGAGGGAAGAAGAAGGCGGCCGACUACAUCAUAUACGACACCCCGGACCAAAUACAGGAGAAGGCUGCAGCUAGCCAUCGCGGUGGCGCCGAGCCAGACACCGUACUCCUGUAUGACCAAUGA
Molecule: messenger RNA, 1302 nt
Organism: Dermacentor silvarum
Lineage: Eukaryota; Metazoa; Arthropoda; Arachnida; Ixodida; Ixodidae
Exons: 12
Coding region: 175-1302 (375 amino acids)
Source: RefSeq, a predicted model, not a curated record